This is a messenger RNA of Linum trigynum, 3018 nucleotides long. NCBI's taxonomy places the organism in Eukaryota, Viridiplantae, Streptophyta, Magnoliopsida, Malpighiales, Linaceae. The record is from the annotation of a GenBank genome assembly.
AAAAAAUAUUAGGGCCGGGCCAGAAGCCCACUAACGGCCCACGGGCUUCCAGUGUAGAAAAGAUUAAAUCGUGCUCUCUGAUUCGAAAGUAGCAGAAACGAACACAGUUUCGCUAUUUCUCACCCGUUGUCGAUGUAGAUUGUAGAGAGAGCAGAGGAGGAAGCAGUGAAAUCAGAAUACACAGCAUCAAUGGCGUCGACGGAUUUCUUCGAAUAUUUCGAUCCCCGAUUGAUCGAAUCACUGGAGAACUGCUUCGGAUACGCCUACAAAGCCUAUCCCGUUCUCGAAGACGAGAACGGUCUCAUCCGCUCCGACAUCCAGCCGGAAGACGAUCAGCCGCCGUCGCCGGUCACGCCACUACCUCCGCCGCCUCCUUCCGCUUCCUCAGUUUCGUUGAUCGUCGUCUUCGACGUGCUCAAUUUAGUACCGGCGCCGCUGGAUCACUGCCUCGUCAACCGCCGCACCUGGUUCUCGCGCCUGCCUCUCGAGAAAAUCCUUCCCCCCAGAUCGCCGUCGGAGGAACCGGACGACGAAAAUCAGAAGCCACCGCGUACGCGCCAAUCGUCCACUCAAUUGGAGCGCGCGACGGAGUUCGUGAAUCGGCUGGUGGAGGAAUCGAGGCUCGAAUUGCCGAAGGACAUCGUGGAAGGGAUCGCUCGAGUGAUUGUGGAGAGCGUGCCUAGGGAUUCGCGCUUCAUCUUCCGGCCGGAGCUUCCGGUGGCGGUGAACGUCGUGAUUUCGUCUCCGCAUCCGGUUCUCCCCUGCGGCGAGCGCGAUUCGAGUUCGUCGCCGCCGGUCGAUGUGAAAUUCGAGGCGGACGUCGAGGCGCUGUCGUCGAGCGGGCUCCGAGUCCCUGCUUCGGAGUCCGCAAUCGAGAGUUUGGAGACGGUGGCGGCGGAGGCGGGGGAAUUUCGAUCGGAGGAGCGCGGAUGCGCGAUUUGCUUGCAGGACCUGGCCGGAUCGCCCGGGGCGGUGAAGCGGCUGCCGUGUUGCCACGUGUUCCAUCACGAUUGUCUCGUGAAGUGGCUGCGUUUCCACCACACAUGUCCCCUGUGCCGCUCGGCUUUGCCCAUGGAUUUGGAAUUCGCUCGAAGAGAACUGCUGCGGAGGAUCUGUUGAUGGUCAUUGCUCCAUUACUGGUUUGUUUCCAUCUUUUCCUAUUGCUUGUUGUGAACUUUCUUAGAGCAGAAAAACUGUAAAUGACUGUUGACUGUGCCCACCAACUGGACUUGGUCUAGAAGUCUGGUUGUACAUAAAUAACUGAUGUACAAAGUGAUUAGUGUUUCAUCAGGUCUGAACUUGUUCGAACAGGUGGUGUAAAAGUGAUUACAAAACACAAUCAUAUCUGAUCUUCUUGGAAGAAUCUGCAUGUGUUAUGUGGAAUUAUCUAGUUAUCAUCAGCAUUGUUGUUAUUGUGAUUGCAGAACAAAUCCCUUUAUUUUGUGUUUGGUGUAUAGGUUGGUAUAAUGUUACAUUCAGACUUGGUUCACAAGCUGUAAACUCAUUUUGUGCUGGAGUUUUCUCCUUUCCUUGUGAUGAAUAAAACUAGUUGUUCAUCAUCGGGAAGAAAAUUGUGAUUAGUCCUAUUUGGUUGCCUCUUCUACUAAUUGUGUAGUCAGUAAUUUGAUUCUCAUAUGAAAGCUCAUGUCGUGGUCGCUUACCGUUUUCGUGUUCUAUAAGUUUUUUGUUUGGAGAUGUGCUAAUGGGGCUCUUGCAACUAGAGACAGACUCUUUAGACCUCACUGCUCUUCUUCAUCAAAUAUGUCCUGUCUGUGAAUCGUUACGGGAAGGUCUUACGAGGCAGCAAUUCGUGGCUGCCCUCGACAUGCUCUAAUGCCAUGUUGGUCCUCGAUCAAUGGUCUACUUGCCUUCAGCAUUCAGCUCAUCUUAAUUUGUCCCUUGAGCUCACGGAUACCCACCUUCAACCUGCUCCGCCGCCAGGCAAUCUCGCUCCUGAGAUUCACUGUGAUGGAUCGUUCUUUAACUGAUUCUCAGGAGACGACAUUUGGCAUUGUCGUUAUUAAUAACUAAUAACCAUGGACAAGUGACAGAUGGGAAAGCUGGGAAAUUUGUUGUGCAACUCCAUUGGAAGCAGAAGCUAAAAGCUAUGCUGGAAGGGCUCACAACUGCAAUUGUCCUUAGUUCUUCUCGUUACUCAUCUGAAAAAUGGCACUGGAGAAUUUCUGCGUUGUUUUGGUGAUUUUCUUCUUCUUCGGACAACCCUCUCCCUGUCUUCCAGUCAGCUUAUGAUCAUCUGCACUACUCAUUCAUUCACAGAGUUUAACGUUCUCUCCCGUUCCCCUUUCUCUCUUGUUGUUGAUGUCAUAUUUAUGUGAACCUGGUGUUCCAAAUUUUCUAUGGAGCUGUGAUUCUAAUUGCUAUAAGCUUGUGUUUGUUUCAUUAUAGAUAAUCAUGACAUAUUUUACUUGUAGUUGAGGUAAGUUAAAUCAUGAAUUAAUUAUUGAAAUUGAGUUUAUGUAAAAAAGUGUUGUAAAAUUGUUAUGAUCUCUUAAAACGCCUGCCUGGUACCAUAUUGAACUUUGAUUAAUAUAUUUUUACUAUCAUAUAUUUAGACAGUCAUUGUACAUUACGAUAUAUUUAUACUAUCAUAUACGAUUAUUUAUACCAUUAUGUUACACUUCCAUUACUAUCAUGAUAUAAUCUUAUGUUCAACAAAAAAAAUUCCACUAUGAUAUACAAAUACUAGUUUUUUACCCGCCCGUUGAGCGGUACAUUACAUUUGAUUAUUUUAAAAUUCGUUAUAGUAUUUGUUGAUUUAAUAUACAUGAAAUUGUAAAUCUCGCUUAUCUUAUUUAGGUAAUGUUUCAUACUUCUAUACCUUUUUUAUUUGUGAAAAAUUAAUUGUAUUAACUGAGCUCUUUGUAGACCGUUCUUUAUUGAUUUAAAAUUUUGUAUCGAACUCAAAAAAGUGAUAAAGAAGUUAAAAAAUGUAAGGUAAAAAAACGAAGAAGUAAGGAUAAGAUAAUAGGAUUCAAUUAAUAAAAAAAAUAAGUAAAG